AAUAUCUCAGAUCAUAGUGGGGAUAUUGUCUGAGCGAGCCUUAGUUUUCUGUGUGGCGUUGUGUUGGCUGUUGGUAGGUAACUCACGAUGCUUCCCCUGCAAGUCUCGUUAGUCAAAGAAAGACCUUCUCGUUUAGGAUACGAUGACCAAUUCCAUUGGGCAUAAGGUCCCAAAAAGGUGAACUCACUAAAGUAUUUCGGUGGAGGAGCUUCUCUGGUUGGAAGUUUCUGUUCAAUCUUUUGCAGGACGUCGGGGACUCCAAAGGCACUAGCGCUGGUGAUCCAACCCAGGGCGACGGCAAUGAUUGCCGAUACUCUCAUAUUAAAUCCGUAGUCUGUCUGCCUGGAAGAAUGUCACUACACGUGGUCGUUAGGACUCGAUGGUCAACGCGUAUAGUCAGUUUAGGUUGGUUACGUGGACUGUGUGAUGUUUCUGGAGAUCUGCAGGGGUAGAGGCUCGCUCGCUCGUAGGCUGGCUCGUAACUUGAAAGGGGGCGUGCGGCAAUGACGUUGAGAGAGCCACUGUAACUAAAAGCCAGUGAGGGAUUACCUGAAUCGAAGCAUUAGAGUAUCACUUGAGCUAGAAAGUACAAGAGAAAGAGGGUGCGCCGCUUAAGUGUAGAGAAUGAUUAGAUUAAAGUCUGCACGAUUCAGUGAGCGUACAAACAAUUGUUUGAUCUUCCAUACUGAGGUGUCCGCGGGGCCCCCGGUUCCAGCACAUCCGAUGUUAGGUCCGCGUCACCAGCUCAAAUCAUAUCGAUAAGACGAACUGUCUCUAUCUCUCAAUACAUCGCAACAAUUUAUAUAAAUUAUAUCAACCUCUUUCUAGGCAUCAAUGAGGCGCACGUGUCCGGAAAUGGAUGUAGAUGUGGCUUAAAAUGCUUCUUCAUGCCUUGUAAAUGCUGUCGCUGACACUGACGCAAGCUCAAAUGCCCCAGACACGUUUUAAGGUUGCCCAGUCUAGACUGCUCGUCUCCACCUCCUCCUCCGUCCAUCGCAUCGCCAAGCUGAAGCUCAGCUGCCUAAGCUCCCUCAUCUUCAACCUCCACUAGCCUUAUACCCGGCUACUUGUCAUCUUCAACCCCUCCCAUCAACCAGCAAUUCCACCUCGCAUCUCGUAUUCUCUUUCUCCAGAGUCGCUCGCCGCAAACACACCAACGGCCGAUACCUCCUUUUCCCGCCCUUGACAAUGGGCGCGUGGAACCUCUUCCGUGUCCUGGGCGACUUGUCCCACGCCCUCUCCAAAUGCAUCCUCAUCUUCGCUAUCCAUCGCAAUCGAAGCGCUGAGGGCGUCUCCCUCAUCACGCAGAUCCUCUACGCCCUCGUCUUCUGCACACGUUACCUCGACCUCUUCAUCGAGACGGUACCAUGGAACAUCGUGUUCAAGAUCUUCUACAUCAUCUCGUCUAUCUACAUCCUUGCUAUUAUGCAAUGGAUCUACCCUCGAUCGCGUGAGCGUGAGAUUGCUUGGAAGAUUGGCGCCAUCAUCCUCGGUGGCUCGUUUGUCUUGUCUCCAUUCGUCAUGCUCAUCUUUGAGAGCCACAAGGGUUUCCGACCUUGGAUGUGGGUGUUCUCCCAGAUCCUCGAGUCCGUCUGCGUUCUCCCCCAGCUUCUCCUCCUUCGACAAACAACCGUCCCCACCGUUAUCGACUCCUUCUACCUCGUCGCUCUCGGCUCCUACCGCGCCCUCUACUGCGUCAACUGGUUCAUCCGCGAAUUCGAGAUCUCCGGCAAGAAGCCCAAUACCGUCUCCGUCAUCUUCGGCAUCAUCCAGACUGCCCUAUACAUCGACUUUGCUUGGGUUUACUACACCCGCCAGCGCGUCAAGCUUCGCGGUGGCGGCAUUGUCGACGCCGAUGAUAUGUCCCGCGGAUGGCUCCUCCGCCGAAUCUUCGGAAAGCGCUUCGAGAACAACGAUGAUGACGAGGAGAGUGGCCCUGGUGGAUUUGAAGAUGAGCAAGGUGGCCGACGAGGAGCUCGUCCCAAGUGGGGAGCCCGCGGUAUCUCAGUCAGUGCCGAUGACGGCGUUCUCGAGCAGGACCGACACAACCGUGACCAGGACGAGUUCGGUGGCCCAGUCGACCCUGACGCCAAGAUGCAAGACCCCGAUGAGCUUGCGCGAGCACUCGACGAUGACGACGAUGAGCAAACACCACUGCGACCUGGACAAACAGAAGGCCAGCCCAGCGGUCUUCAAGGCGGCGAGGGUUGGCGCGACUAAGGUACCAAGCUUCCACGCCAAACUACAGCUUACAUCACUUUUACGAACGCGAGUAUGAACUCGGACGGAGUAUGACGGAUUGUUUAUUUGGAAUAUCUUGAAAGGGCUACUGCAUUGCCAUUUUAGUGCGAUGUUUGAUGUGACGCGUUGCAUGGAACUGCGUUAGAAGAGAGGGAGAGUUAUUCUGGCCACGAUGCGCUAGCAGUGUUUCUAGGGGUAUUCAUGGGUCAAAUUUAUGUACAUAUAGCGGAAUUCUCACAAUGUCAAUCUCAAGUCGACAUGAAUUGUAAUUCGAUCACUCUAAGGUCGUGCAUGUCACAUUUGCGAUUUGAAUCAAAGAAGGGGUCGAUGUGUGGAUAUCAUUCAGGCAAUAACCAUGCCCAUUCCUGCGCUCAAAACCGGUGCAGUUGUGUUGAGACAAUCCCAUCCCUUUCCACCAUCGCCACCAUGUCCUCCAAGGACAACCAACGAGCAGCUCCCAACAGUUCGCGCCAUCUGACAAGGAAUCUUUCCAGUCCUGUCUUUUGCAACUCCCAUCAGCAGCAUCCCAAGCCGCGAGAAUAAAACUCCUAUAAUAACAAAAUACAAAAGCUAAACCGUAGCGAAUGGAAAGAAAAAGUCAUAUACUAGUAAUAACAUAAACGUCUUGAAACCAUAGGGUAUUUCCUUCAAUGGACGAAGCGCUUCUCGAACUCUGCAAAUAGCUUUGGGGUGAUUUCAUCGCUGCUCAUGCCCUCAAUCUCGACAAGGACGCCCUUCUGGGCGUAGUGGUUCAGGACAGGCUCGCUGGUCUCUUGGAACUUCUUGUAUCGUGCUCUGUAAACUUCCUCGGAAUCAUCGGGGCGCUGGAUUAAUCGCUCGCCGGUGACGUCGUCGAUUCCGGGGACUCGAGGCGCAUUGAAGCUGGUGUUGUAGACUCGGCCCGAAGGCUCGUGGACCCAACGUCCGAGGAUUCGCUCGAGAAUAACAGAUACGGGGGUCUUGAGCGAGACUACGAGAUUGAUCGGGAUAAGCUUGUCGAGAGGGCCGACUUGGGAAGCUGUUCGAGGGAAACCAUCGAGAAUGAACGAAGCGGAUGGGUCGUUGGAGGCCUUGGAAGGACGGUGGCCGUCGAGGAACGGAGCGUUGAUGAACGGAUCAGAAGCAGCGCUAUUGAAAGAAGCCUCCAUCGCCGUCGCUUCAGAAGAAAGAGUCAUGACGUUCGGACCACCAUUCUUCGCAAGCCAGCCUCGAGUGAAGAAUUCGUUGGAAAUAAGUCGCAGAAUAAGGUCAUCAGCAACAAGACCACCCGACUUCAUCGUAUUCUCGACCUUGAUGCCUGUCUCAUUAUUAGCAUUCGCCUAGAUGCUCCAAUUGAGGGGAAAUCUACCGAGGGGUGUCCUCUCCUUGACAUUCCGACGCAAGAGAUCACCAGUACUGAUCUGAUUGAGCUGAGGAAAGCGAGCGAGCAAUCGCUCGCUCUGGGUCCCUUUACCAACGCCAGGUGCACCAAAGAGGAUGACGCGAGCGGCCUUGUUCAGGUUCAUUCUAGGCGACCUGUAACGAUUGAGGCCGUCGCGAGUUGAAACAAUUGAGGAAAGUUUAGCGUCGGAACAGAAGGAGAAAAAAGCUGCGCUUCUAUGCGAUAGAUAAAAACAAGGUCGUAGGUGCGGAUCCAAAAAGUCGUUCGAGGUUUAAUUUCUUGUUGAGGGUCGAUGGGACGAUACUUUCGGAGAUGGCGCGGGGAGAUUGUUGAGUUCGGAAAAAAAGCAACGGCGGGGAGAGUGUAUAAGAGGAUAAAGAGGUUGAGGGAGAGGAAAUGAUGGAAUAAGCAGCCACGGGAUUACAAAACAACAGUGAGCGAUGGAUUUGAUUUAUAACCAAGAAAGAGGGAACGACGAG
Molecule: messenger RNA, 4101 nt
Organism: Fusarium odoratissimum NRRL 54006
Lineage: Eukaryota; Fungi; Ascomycota; Sordariomycetes; Hypocreales; Nectriaceae
Exons: 3
Coding region: 1189-2220 (343 amino acids)
Biological process (GO): endoplasmic reticulum to Golgi vesicle-mediated transport; protein retention in ER lumen
Cellular component (GO): endoplasmic reticulum; membrane; cis-Golgi network
Molecular function (GO): ER lumen protein retrieval receptor activity
Source: RefSeq, a predicted model, not a curated record